CUACGAAGGAAAUGUGUGCUAGGUAUUCCUCGGUCUUGACUACGGUUUGUUCAUAUACGCCAACGUAAUAUCACCCAUUACUGGUGACCUUGUACUCGUCCAUACCAGCCUAUUGCUUGCUUUUGGUCUGCUGCUACCAUGGUCAAAAAGAAGAAUAAGCCAAGAGCGAAGACGCAUCCGAAAGCGAAGGGACCGCCGCCACAACACAUACGCCAAAGAUUUGGCCCGGCCAGUAACAGUAGUGAUUCGCCUUUUGCUCGUUCCCAUGGCUAUACCCUUGCAGAAGAAGCUAGGAAUACGGCUAGCAACCGUCGUGGGUUUCGUGGCCGCGAUGCCAAGCUAAGAUACCAACCAGUCCUCUUCAUUUCUUCGGGAGUCAUGGACCCCCUUAAAGACUUUGAAAUACCCAAACAUUCCAGUCUACCAGUACAAGAGAAAGCAGUAAGCUCUAUCUAUGAUCAGAGCAAUAGCUUGGCUUCAAAUGCCGUCGAACCUGAAGUCUCGCCCAUCCAGUCGCCGGUCAUUGAUCGGGUAGCUGAGCCCAAGUCCUCUCAGCUUCAAUAUGAGCACCCAGCGGCGCAAUCAGAUGUCGAUUCGGACUCAAGCGAGGAGGUCAUCUUGUUCAAGGGUCGAGAUGCCGCUCGUCAACAACAGAAAACUUUCCCGUCAAGACCUACUAGCAGCAUGGUCGAGAAAGCUAGAGCCGCUUCGCCGCAGGAGGUGAGCCUGGACUUCAGAGUAGUCAGAGAAAUCGUGGAUGUUACCAUCUCCUCCAGCCCAGGUUCUCAUGAGCCAGAUUUCAUAUCCCUGAAACCGGAUCGCAGCAGAUCUAUAUCCUCCCAUAGACACCGCCUGAACAGGAACUCGGACGAGGAUGAUGAAGAAGCUGCCAUUAUCGCCGACUAUAUCGCUAACAUGCAGGAUGAUUUUGAUGAUGACGAAGAUGAUCACUUAGAAGAUGUCACACAUCCUGGUCUUGGCUCCUAUUCCUUCAACAUACUACGUGAUCUGGGUGGUACGGAUAGCCAUGCCUUCUCAAGUCAGCCCUCUAGCGAAGGUGACUCAGAAGAUGAGAUGGAUGAUGACGGGGAAGAAGAAGACAGAAAUCCUCAACUUAAGUCCGAAGAUGAGCGCCUAGCACAUAUGCCUGCUAAACAAGAAGAGUUGGGUCUCGGUGGAAGUGAUGUCAUGCUUUUGGAUGGCGCCGAUGCCGACGAUGGAUGGAUGGCUGCCACGGGUAUGCCUCGCCGUAAGUCGAAACGUGGGUCCAAGAAAUCUAGGAUGUUCCAGGGAGGCAGUCAGUUUCCGAACGCCACGAAGAUGGCCGAGGCAUUUGAUGAACUAGAUCUCAUGGACAUGCAAAGCUCUCGUUUACAAAAAUCAAAGAAAGGCCCUAUUUCCUUCGGCUUAUCAGACUCAGAGUUAGAAGACGCCUUAAACGCUGCCAUCAAAAAAGAUCGCCUUAAGAAGGCAGACAAGAAGAAGGCUCGUGAGGAACUUCGGUCACAAGGUCUGCUGGGCAAGAACGUCAAUCCUCACGAUCUUCGAGUUAAGUAUCAGGGAGGCAUGUCCCUCGAUGACUUGGCUGAUGAAAUUGAGGUGUUCAUGUUGAGCACCCGAGAACAGCUCAUCCUGCCGCCCUUCGACAAAGGGGCUCGUAAAAUUGUCCACACCAUUGCCAAUACCUUCAAUAUCAAAUCCAAAUCAGCUGGCGCGGGAAGUGGCAGGUACCCCGUCCUCUACCGCUCUAAAGCCACGUUGCCAUAUGAUCAAGACUUGUUCGAGCAAGCUUUUAGCCGCGUGAGACGCACAUGGUUUCCGCGUGUAGAUGUAGACGAGAAGGUAGUCCAUGCGGCUCGUGUCCUCAAGCGAGCUGAACCCCGUGCUGGCAAAUCAAAAGCUGGCAGAUCGUCGCUUAUUCUCCGCGAGGGAGACAUCGUCGGGCAGCAUGCCUCUGAAAUUGGUAUCGAAAACAAGGGCAGAGCCAUGCUGGAGAAGAUGGGCUGGAGCAAGGGCAUGUCCCUAGGCACAGUUGAAACUCAAGGCAUUACCGUGCCUUUGACACACGUCAUCAAGAAAACAAAGGCUGGUCUGGGCGAUAUCUGAUCUAUGUACGACUUUAUUUUAACAUCAUCGUUACUAUCGCCAGACGAGAAUCUAUGCCGUUCCCCCAGGGUGGAAGCAACUCUUGUACACAUGUUCGAGAGUCUGCAUUUGAUUCUUGCCCCAUUGUGUUAUUGCCAUGUUCCAUAUUCUUGUCACGAGACUACAUGAAUACAUAGAUAGAGGGGGCGUCCUACGCAGAUGGUACAGAUAGUGAUAACAGAACAGUGUAGAAAUCACCUGUAUCGAAAACUCAUGUCCCGGCUAGCCGAGAAAUAUAAGAUACUGCGUUACAACACUGAACAUUUAUAUCCUAGCCACAUGGUGACGUCGUAGUAGCAUUCCGUACAAA
Xylaria bambusicola is the source of this 2455-nucleotide messenger RNA. RefSeq lists its product as uncharacterized. The record is from RefSeq and is a predicted model, not a curated record. Bases 139 to 2106 code for a protein of 655 amino acids. Gene Ontology annotation, molecular function: nucleic acid binding. The transcript is spliced from 3 exons. Lineage: Eukaryota; Fungi; Ascomycota; Sordariomycetes; Xylariales; Xylariaceae.